This is a messenger RNA of Amoebophrya sp. A25, 2900 nucleotides long. NCBI's taxonomy places the organism in Eukaryota, Dinophyceae, Syndiniales, Amoebophryaceae. The record is from the annotation of a GenBank genome assembly.
UACUAUCAACCCAAAAAACAACAAAAUAGGACGAAAGCAAAUAGGCGGUAGAACAAAAAAUGGCGUAGUAGGAAACUUAUGAAAAACAUAGACGGUAGUCUCUACUUAACAUCUACACCCUAUCAGUAGCGUCAUUCUGCUUCUAGCUAGUCACCUAGGUAGAGCAGCGCCACGCGUUGAUGACGAUAGUUUUUUUUUGCUUGAAUAUUUGGGACUGGUAGCUUCACUGAAGAACUAGUCAAUGACGAGUUGAUUUCAAUACUAGAAUUUUUUUCUAUUGGUAUAAUAACUACCUAUUUUUACAACAUAGUACUAACGCAGUUCUUACUCUCGAUCAAAUUUGACUUUUCAAUUAUUUUGUUUUUUCCAAAAGAUGCCACUACUUUCGUGUCGUGCGUGCAGCGAAAACCCGCUGGACAUCUGGGCUUCGCUGUUCGGGGGUGGAAAAGAGGAAAAACCAUCAGCGAAUACGGUCAAUAAAGCCCAGCAGCCGGGGAAUAAGAGCAAGUAAUCAUGAUGAAAAGUCUUUAAUGACUUUAAAAAGUCUAAGUGCCCUUUAAUCAUGUAGUUCGGGUUUGCGUUUGGCGUAUCAGGUGGCAUGAUACAUACUGUCACAUUUAGACCUUCAACAAUGAUUCUAUUGUCAUUUUGAUUUUCAACAAUGAUCCUAUUACAUCAUGAUUACCACAGGACGAGCAGCAAAGACCCCAAGCAGCAACCCGACGGAACGCAACAGCAGAAGAAAGGUCGAAGAAAUGGAGCAAUCUAUAAAAAGCGGACGCCUGAAGAAGUCAAAAAAUGUGUGGAGGCGUGGGAGCCCUAUGCCCAUCCAAGAGCACGUGAAUUUUUUCCGACAAAAGAAAUGCUCUGCAACAUACUGGAACAUUUGGCACUUGGUACUCGUAAAUACUCGCAUAUAUUUAUACAAGUACUUACACAAUCUAGGGAUAAUCCGGUUAUAUUCUAACAAUUACAUCCACAAAAAUCUAGUAGAUCUUCUGCUUGUCCUUUCCUCGUCUUCGGAUGUUACUUCAGUCCCAUUCAAUGUAUGAGUAAUAUCACUUCAACGAAACAGGUGUCCACAACGCAGACGACCCGGUCUUGGGGGACGACACGAAAUGUGUCUAUUGGUACGGGGAUGUUACGACAAGUGAUCAACAAGCUGCUGUCACCAUGAUCAAGCCGGGAGAGGCGACGGAAAGUACUAGUCGUGUUUGUAGAGGAAAAAGUCUAAAGUAGACUUCUCGUUUGAAUAUUAGUAACAAUGAAAGUAAUUGUAAGAGAGUUGCAUUAAAUAUAUUGUGCAUUCAACGUUAUUUCAUCAUUUCUUCAACCCCACCGAACUGCUCGUACAAAACAAAGGUAUCACCUACGUGAACCGCGUCCUAGCAUUUAUUUUUGCAACGGAUGAGUCCUUCGAAGAGCUCAUGCGAUUACCAAAGCAGCCUUUCAAGAUGAGUUGUGGAGACCAAUUGUGCGUCAAUUUGGCCCAUAUAUCCCUUCAAGUCGCAUCCGGUGAAGAGGAAGAUCUGUGUAGGCAAGCCCCUCUUCCGCCUGCGCCAGCUGCGCCAGCACCGGCACCUCCGAGAGAACAAGUUGCAGGAGGAGGACCACAAGCAUUAGCACAGUCAGGACAGCCGCCAGCAUCAUCUUCGAGUUCCUCCACUUCUUCGAGUAGUAUGCAAGGAAGGACUGCUGCAGCGAAUGUUGAUGCACAACCAGUACAACAAGCGUAUAACAAUCAGUAUCACCAGAACUACAACAACGUUCUUCCACAAGCAGCUGAUAAUUACCAGACCUCUGGCGCUGUUGCUUCCUCAUCGAGUUCGAGCAGUAGAGCUCCAAUCAUGUCACCAGAAACACAGGAGCAUCAACUUGGCAGCAGUUCUUCAACUUCGUCUCGUAGUCCAACGGAACAACAACAUCAAACUCCUAUUAAUGGUGGCGAUCCUCCAACAAAGCACAACUACACCUACAGCAAAACUUCGGGUUCCACUACAGCCACCAGUUCAAAGAUGACUGCGAGCGUAGGUGAUGUUCCACCACCACCCGGUCUGGAGAUGUACGCCUCCGAAAGUCCAAUAGCGGAACCACAUCAAUAUCCGCGAAAUACAGGAGAGGUGACGCAGGCACCACCAGCAGCAAAAUAAUCACGACCACCUCCACGAUUAUCUUCGGCAUCGGAUGCUCAUGGCUCAUGGUUCUCUCGAUACGCCAACGCCAACCCAGAUUAAGUUCCACAACAUCUAGAGUCCUCAUCCCAUCAUGACCUUCCACUUCCUAGUACCACUGCAUCUCCCAGUCUGCAGGGCACCAGUGUAACGAAAGAGUCUACAACUGCCUCAUUGAAUAAUGUUCAUGUUGUACAACUUGUAGGAUGUGAAUGAUGUGACAUCUACAUCUAGUGAUUUCAACUAGAUCUAGAAGAGGCUUUGUGUUUGUCUUUCUCCACAAAUCAAUUCUUCAGAUAAACAGCAAUCUCUCAUAUUUAGUUCUUAGUCAACAUCUCUGACUCUUUGUGAAGAUCUUCAGUCAACAUCUUCUACCGUUGAUUGUGAUCAGUGCAUAGAGUAGCAAUCUCGGUCUCAUUUUGGUUCCUUGUGCUUGCCCUUGAGCUUGACCUAGUAAGAAGAGCUACAACUUCUUCAUCUACCAAGAAGAAGAAAAUAAGUUCUUUCACUCGAUGUCUAUCUAAACACCGUCUAUCUCCUUCAUUAUUAUUGUAAUUUUUUUUUGGUCGUCGGUCUAUGAUUUAAUCUAUCAAUGAUCCUAUGUCUAUGAACCUGAAUGUAUACCUCAUCGUCGUUCCUUCAUCAAGAUUGCUAAGAAGAUGUUGUUGUCAAGAAAGAUUAUACGCUGAACUUAUCUUUCAAAGAUGUCCUCCGCUGACUCCCAGACAG